ACCCCCACGCUGAUCGUGUACGGGGACCAGGACGCAGAGCUGGGGCAGGUCAGCCUGAACAACCUGCGGCACAUCCCCGAGCACCAAGUGCUGGUGCUGCGGGGCGCCGGACACGCCUGCUACCUGGACAAGCCCGAGGAGUGGCACCGCGGGCUGCUGGCCUUCCUGCGGCAGCUGCAGUGA
Molecule: messenger RNA, 183 nt
Organism: Opisthocomus hoazin
Lineage: Eukaryota; Metazoa; Chordata; Aves; Opisthocomiformes; Opisthocomidae
Source: RefSeq, a predicted model, not a curated record